Messenger RNA from Sporothrix brasiliensis 5110, 2976 nucleotides. RefSeq lists its product as uncharacterized. The transcript has a single exon. Lineage: Eukaryota; Fungi; Ascomycota; Sordariomycetes; Ophiostomatales; Ophiostomataceae. Bases 1 to 2976 code for a protein of 991 amino acids. The record is from RefSeq and is a predicted model, not a curated record.
AUGGCCAACGGAAUCGACAGGCUCGAACGCCUGUUUUCCAAAAAGAAGCAUGCUGCAGCGUCCCGUGAGCGGCAGCAGCAGCAGGCAGCCGACUAUGCACCACCAUCCACCUCCUACUCAUCUCGCUUCGCGCUCCGCAAAGUAUCCGCUGCUGCCGCGUCCCCUUCCUGGCCUACCCGCCACUCGCCUCUGAACGACAUGCACUUCCCGCAGCCGUCCUUUAUCCGCCCAAAGGCCGCAAGAAUGGUUCCCCGCGACGACCACGCUCCCACCUCGCUCUCGCGUCCUGGCACGGCCAAUCGCAGCAUGAGCGCGCCGGACGGCCAGCCCGCUCUGCCGGCCCUGUCUCUCUCUGGGUCUACAACAGCGACAUCGUCAGCAUCAACGCGAGUCGUUGCACCGCCGCGGAGUGCUGGUGGUCCCACAGCACGUAGCCCGCAUGGGCCCCCGGUUGCCUACACGACGCAGGCGAGGUCCAUGUCCGUCACGUCGCCGCACCGUCGCACGUUUGACAGCCGUCGCAGCAGCAGCUCUAUGAACUACAACUACUGCAGCACAUCCGCCACCCUUAGCAGCAGCGGCAGCAGCACCAUGAGCAGCAGUACGCACACCAGCUGCACCAGCAGCACUUGUCAUCCCAAUCGCCGCUCUUCCUUUGUCGAGACCAACUGUGAGCUCAGCGACGCUGCUGCCCGUGCCGUUCCCAACAACGGCCGUGUUCUGGCGAGUGUCAACGUCCAGCGCCUGCCCAGGCGGUCGUCUUCUCUUCUGCAGCGCCGCGACGUCUUUGUCUCGCCCCUCGCCAACCUGGACACCUACCAGAUCUCGAACCAGGGCCGCUGUGACUCUGUCGCCAUCACCACCAGCUCCGGCGAGGCCAGCCCGGCUACCGUCCAGGCCACGCCCAUUAUCCCGUCGUCGUCCCCUGACUCGCCCGGCCUGGCCCAGGACGAGCAGGGACGUCCGCAGCAGCAGCGGGAACACGACGAACAGCCCAAGAUCAAGAUCCAGGGCGACGAGCUACAUGAACUGCGCGAGCUGCAAGGCCUCCAUGACCUGCAGCACACGCCUCCUCUGAAAGAUCUGCAGCAGCCGCUGUUUUUCUCUGUUGCCCAGCAGCAGCAGCAGCAGCGCCAGCAAGACGAUCGUACCGACUCGCCGCUGCCGUUGUCUGCCUACGAGGAGGAGCUUAUUAAAGCCGAGGACGUGCCGUUGCCACCCUCUCCCAAGCCGUCUGAGCUGCCCAUCUUUACCGAGACGCCGCUACUCCGCCGCGAUUCGGUCUUUUCAUCCAUCGUCCUGCCUCAGCAGAACGUCGGCCCGACUACAGCAACAACAACAUCCUCUGCGUCUGCGGUCUCGGCUUGUCACCGGUCCCGCCUCGCUCGCCGCCCCAUGUCGCUCCGCUACCAGCGCCACCUACCCAUUGAGCCGAAGCCGUCGUCGCCGAACUCUGUGCUCAUGGAGCCCGACUUGGGUGACUUCUUGACCCUCAGCGACGACGAUAUCGCGGAGGACGUGGCUGCUGCUGCUGCUGCUGCCGCCGCCGCCGCCGCGACUGCUGAGGACAAGGAGAUUGCUCAAGAGACAAGAACGCCCCGUGCCUCGGUCAUCACCGCUGUCCCUGCUGCCACCGAAAACGUCUCCUCUGCCUGUGCGCGGCCAGAGACGCCACGGCAGGCCAAGAGCACCCUGGCUCUCCAGAAGCCGCUGCCGCCUGCGCCGUCCGACAACACCACUCCCACUGCUACGUCGUCGCCGCCUGUGUCGCCGACGUCCCUGGCCCGCAGACGCGCUCUAGCCGCCGCCGCUCCUUCUCUCCCGCCUGCCUUCCAGGCACCGCCUCCUGCUUUCCUGUCACUGCUGCCUGGCAUGCCACUGCUGCCCUCGCCCAUGGCGGUCACACCCACCUCGGUGACUGCCAACGCUCGUCCCCGGACGCCGGCUGGUGAGGCCCGCAUGGCGGCUGCCUUUGAGAUUGCGCGCAUUGCCUCCCAGUACAAGUUUGACCUAGCCUACAUUGCCACCAUCUGGCCCAAGAACAUGGCUGUGUCCGCGGCAGCCGCCCAGCCGCAACCGCAGUCCAUUGGCUGGCCCUCGUCGCCAUCGUCGCCGUCCUCGCCGUCGACUGCGGCGAAGCUCAUGUCCCGCACCAAUAGCCAGACCAGCAGCCGCCCGCCGCUGAGCGGCCGCGGCGCCAACCGCGCCAGCCAUGUGAGCCAAGGCAGCCAGUCCAGCACCCACAGCAACAGCAGCAGCGGCAGCAUCAAGCAGAGCGGUGUCUUCUCGCCCGUCGGUAUGCGCCAGUCCAAGCUCGAGGCGCAGUUCCUCGCUGCCUACGGACUGGCCACCGUCCGCGCGCCUUACAGCCUGUCGGCGCCAACGCACGCCAAGAUUCUGAAUUCAGAGCGCUGGCUUGAGUUCAGCGAGCCCGACGCCCAGCCCGAGGAGUUCUCGCGCGGCUAUGGCUGUGCCUUUUACCGCGGUCGCGCCGCUGUGAACCCUACCGUCUCUGCCACGCCGGUGACGCAGCAGCGCUACCAGUGCCGCCCGUCGACGGACGACUGCGACGCCGACACGGAGCAGGACGCCCGCGCUGCGGUGCCCCGCCCGCGCCGCAAGGUGUCCACGUCGUCCUCUUCUUCUUCGUCGUCGUCUUCGUCCUCUACAGCCAACAACCGCGGCAUCGUCUUCGUCGCCUACCGCCGCAAGGAGCUCGUCGACGAGCGUGCCCGCCGCCAGGACAAGGACGACCUCGAGGCCUUGUACCGCGAGGUCGAGGCUCUCGUCGACAAGAUCCUGGAUGUGCACAUGCAGCAGCAGCGCCAGGCGCAGCUCGAGACGACACAGCCGCAGACGAUGGCCCAGCGUGCACUGCUUCCCGACGUGGAGGACGCGCUGGCAGCGGGCUUCCCCGGCGCCGGCGCCGCCUGCACCCUGCGCCAGUCGCGUUUCCUCGGUGUGAAAGCGGCCUAG